UAAUUUCAAAUGUUUGUCUGUGUUUCUUUGUUGUUUUUUCCCUAAUCUCUUGGCACCGCUACAUGGUGCUUUCUCUUCACACCUCUUAAAAUCUUUCAUCCUCAAACAGCCACCACCAGUGUUUUAAAGGCUAAGAAAAGAGCAGGAGCUCAGAAGAUCACAAAAGAUUUAUCAGAGGAAGCAUCCUCAGUAGAGAGGGUCGUGGAAAGAGAAGAGGUUGAAGAAAAACCUAAAGUGUAUCGUAAGGAUGAAGAAGAAAUUGUGGUUGAAAGUAUAAAAUCUUUGCCACAAGAAGGGAUUUUAAGUACGAGGGAAGAACCUGAUAAAGUGUCUGGAGUAAGUGCUGAUAUAUCUGUUACUGAUGGUUUAAAGACAACGGGUCUUAAAACAAAAAUCACCCCAACAAUGAAAGAAAAGGUCAUUAUGACAGAAAGUAAAACUAAGAGGAAAAAAGUUGUGGCAGUUCAGGAUGAACCUAGCAAACAAAAAGCUCAAGACAAAAAGUUUUCUGUCCAAAAAACUGAUUCUCCAACAGACAGCACUGAAAUAAAAGACAUAAAAAAAGAACAUACAGAAGCAACUGAGAGUCCAGAAACAGAUCAAAAACAAGUGACAGAACCACAACAGGUGACUUCUGAAGCAUACGAUGAAAAUAGGGAAGGUGUUAUCACACAGGCGCUUAAAGAUAAAUCUAAAUUAUCAGUUAGAAAAUCUUUAGAACCCAUAGAAAAAGCCAUUCUCAAGAAGAAAUUAAAGCAAACUGACCAAGAAGAAAAACAUUUACAGGCUGAAAAUAUUGAAAGUACCGAAGAAGAAACAGAUUCUUCGGAGCUUGUUAAACCAACAGAAAAGUUAUCUUCCAAACCUAGAAUAGUUGAAUUGAAGGAAGCAGAGGAAAAGCUGUAUGCAACACCAAAGUCUGCCAGACAGACAACAUCAGCUAAGAAACCAGUCAGACUCAACAGAGAUUCACAAUCCAGUCAAUUAACAGAUUCACAAUCCAAACAGACUGUUGAAAAAACAGGAGAUGAGGAAUUUGAUGACUUUCAGCCGAGAGCAGUCACUGAAAAAUAUCAAGACAAAAAACUAGAAGAACACCAAAGGAAGGAAGGAAAGGCCUCAGUUAAACCUGUGAUGGAGUCAACCAAAAAGUCCGAAUCCAUUUUGUCCAAAGUAGUUACAUUUAAAGAUAAACUGGUCAAAGUCUGUCCUAUGGAAGGAACAACUGAGAUGAAACCCAACAGAGAGACCUUAGUUACUCCAGCAGUAGAAGUCAAACAUCCAGAAUCACUGUCAGAGAGAGAAAACAUAACUGAUAAUAACCUUCAAAAGCCUGAAAUCUUAUCAAAGGGCAGGACUCUAAAAGAUGUUGCUCAGAAAGUGAGACGGCAGACAGUGGUUGAAGAUGAGGACAGAUUCAAAGACAGACAUGUCAAAGUUAGUCCAAAAGAAAAGACAAAACCAGAAAUAGAAGACAUUCCUCCUGCAAGACCAAAUGCCCAGUCAAAGAUAAUAAGAAUGAAAGAUGAAACUGCAGAGGUCACCAUUCAACUAGAGGAAGUAACAAAACAAGAACAAAUUAAAAGAAUACCCUCGCUCACUCCUGUUAUUGAACUUACACAUAAAGAAUCAUCGAUAGCAGGUUCAGAAAAAUAUCCCAAAACCACAGAAGCUGUACAAGGAAUUGUAGAAAAAGAGGAAAUUGUGUUAGAAGUCAUUUCCGCAAAGAUAAAGCCAUCUCCAACAGAAAAACGUAAAAAGUCCUCAAAACCAGAAACAGCAGAAAACAGAAUCACUAAGGUUCGGAAACAAACUAAACAAGAACAACCUGAAAGAAAGGUGACAGAUACAGCUGAGUCAUUAUCUGAAGUAUCUGAAACAGAGAUGUCUACCCCAGAAAGUCCAAAGCUAGCCAGAGCUGAUGAUAUUACCAUUACACUGAUUGAAGAGACAAAACCAAGACUCAAACAAACACAAACCAAGUCCCCAGUUACAGAUGUAGAGGAGAUAAAACCUGAGGAAUUAAAGAUAGCAGAGUACACUUUCAAGAUUACUCAGCCAGAGGUCAUUUCUCCAAAGAAAGAGGAAACAGAAAAAGAAAGACCCCAGAGAUUACAAAAAAUGGGCAAAGUUGCAGAUAAAACUGCCACAGAUAUGCAGAAAAAAGCAUCAAUAGAAGAACAAGUUGAAAGAAAAGGUUUAGACAUGCCUGUUAUGGACAAAAUAAUUGAUAUUGAUACAGAAAGCGAAUCAGUAUCUUUACGAGAACCACAACAGAAACUUACAAAACCUCAGGACAUUAUAGUUGAACAAGACCAGUUAAAGGUCAGCACAGUUAAAGAUAAAACUUUUAAAGUUACUCCACUGAGAGAAAUAAAAACAACACAGGAACAGUUUGAAAGAAAGAUUUCAGUUACUCCUUUAAUGGAGGACACUUCUGAAGAAUUGGAAGUAUUUCCAGAAGAACAUGCAGAAACCAAACAAAGUGAAUUUGCAGCAGUGGAUGAGGUAAGUUAUGUGCCAGAGGGUAUCUCUCAGACAGAAUUAAUAUCACUGCAAGAGGAAGGACAGAAGUUAACCAAAACUAAAACGGCUGCAGGCAAACAAAUCCCACCAAAGCUUGUCACAGUUAAGGAUACAACUAUAAAAGUGACUCCCAUUAAAGAUGGUACACCUGAAAAUGAUGCAAAAACUAAAGAAUAUGUCACAGAGCAUGAAACAUUUGUUGAGGAAAUUGAAUCAUCAGAGAACGAAUCAGUAUCUCCACAAGAACAACAGGUACAUACCAAACGUCAAGAGAUUAUAGUUGAACAAGACCAGUUAAAGGUCAGCACAGUUAAAGAUAAAACGUUCAAAGUUACUCCUCUGAAAGAAAUAAAAACAACACAGGAAAAGAUUGAAAGAAAGGUUUUAGUUACACCUUUAAUGGAGGACACUUCUGAAGAAUUGGAAGAAGCUCCAGAAAAGCUUGAAAGUGCAGCAGUGGAUGAGGAAAUUCAUGUGUCAUAUGGUGUUCCACCAAAGAUAAAUAAAUUACAGAAGUUACCAAAGACUGAAGAUAAAAUAGAUGAAAAACUUCAGUCAGUGGUUCUUCCAAUUAAACAUAAAAAAGGGCAAACACCUCUGACUGAAGAGAAGAAAACAAACCAGGAACAUGAGCCAUUGCUGAGAGUAGAUGCUGCCAAGGAAACUAGGCCUGAAGAAAAAGUCAAAGGUGAUACAUCAGAACGAAAGUCGAAGAAGUUUACAGUUGAAGAAGUCCAGUCCAGGACAGUCGCAGUUACAAAUGAAUACGGUAGUGUGACACCUUUUGAAGCAACAAAAAUCAAACAAGAACAAGUUGAAAGAAUGAAUUCAGUGGUACCUGUGAUGGAGGACACAGUUGAACAACCUUUAACAACAAAAGAUAAACAUGCUAAAACAGAUAUUCCACAACACCUGACCUCAGCAGAUGAUGUGGUUAAAGAUAUUACUUCAAGAAAAGAAAAAGAGAUUAUACCAGAAGAAAGCAGGGACAACUUAGUCCCAGUUAGAAGUAAAACAGGAAAAAAAGUGUUUCCAAUUGAAAAGAAAACCCUCAAAAGACAGGAACAAAUUCACAGCACAGCUGCAGAGGCAGAACCCGAAGUACCAUAUGCAAAGUUUUUGGCAGAGUAUGAUCCAGAAAAAUAUGCUGGAACUGAAAUAACUGUUAAACACAAGGAAACAGAAAAGGGGGACGUCAUUCACUUUGAAGACAAAACAGCCAAACUUGCUCUUCUUAAAAAGAAGAAAACUGAAGAGAUCCAGUCCAAGUCAGUUACAGUUAAACAUGAAUAUGGUUGUGUUACUCUAUUUGAAGUAACAGAAAUUAAACAGGAACAAGUUAAAAGAACAUUGCAAGAGUUUGCAUCUGAAAAAUCUCAAAAAGUAAUAGAUCAAAAUGUUAUGUCAGAUACUUCCAAACAUAUCACAGUUGAACAAGCCAAGACCAAGGAAGACAUAGGUAAAUAUAAACCAGAGAAAAUUGAAGUUGAAAGAAAGGUUUCAGGUACAGCUAAGCCAGAAGUAUUACAUGAACACACAUCAGAAAAACUUAUUGUAAUAGACAAAACCUCCACAGUUCUUCCAGUCAAAGAAAAGAAAACCAGACGGACACAAAUAGAAACAGUAGUUUCUCCUGUAAUGGAGGUAACAAAAACUGACAUAAUUAGAGAAAAAGAUGCCCUCAAGAUGAGUGAUGAAUCAGAAAACAAAGAAGCAACCCAAACAGUUGAAGGGCAGAUGUUUGACAAAACAUCAUUUAUUAUAACUGGAGAUAUCCAGAAAAAGAAAUCAAAAUCACUAAAAGAGAAAGGACACACUUUGGAUAAAAGUACAAAAACAUCCUUUGAAGAAGUGCAGUCUAUGACAGUCGUAGUAAAAGAUGAAUAUGGGAGUGUUACUCCAUUUGAAGUAGCAGAAACAAAACAGGAACAAAUUGAGAGAAAGUUUUCAGUGGCACCUGUGAUGGAGGUUGCAUCUGAAAGAUCUCUGAUAGUCAAAGAUGGAGAUAUUAAAUUAGACACUCUCCAAAGGUAUAUCACACCUGAUGAGCUAGUAAAAGAUAUUGCCUCAAGAAAAGAGAAUGUUUACAAGUUGGAUGACAUUUCUCUAAACACAAAUGAAUCUUUAAAAGACAUUCGAGUUGAACAGGUUAAGUCAAAAGUAGACCGAGUUCAAAAUGAAACAGAGAAGGUUACUCCCAUUGGACAGAAAUUACCUGAAAGACAGGAACAAAUUCAAAGAAAGGCCUCAGUUGCAUCCAAAUCAGAAGUAACAAAUCAACACUCUUUGGUAGAUGCUUCAGAAAAACUUACAGUAAUGGACAAAACCACCACAGUUCUUCCAGCUGAAGAGAUGAAAACAAGACAAAAACAAACUGAAACAAAAACAGUUGUUACUCCGGUAACAGAGGUAAUAGACACAGAGAUGAAAGACAUUCAGUCAAAGAAAUCAAAAGAAAAAGGACACAGGUUGGACAAAGGUACAAAAAUUCCCCUUGAAGAAGUGCAGUCCAAGACAGUUGCAGUAAAAGAUGAAUAUGGUAGUGUUACUCCGUUUGAAGUAACAGAAACAAAACGGGAACAAAUCAAGAGGAAACUUUCAGUUGCAGCAGUGAUGGAAGUUGCAUCUGAAAAACAUUUCAUAGUUAAAGACGGCAAUUUGAAAUCAGACACACUCCAAAGAUUUAUUAUACCUGACAAACUUAUAAAAGACAUUACAUCAAGGAAAGAAGACAUUUAUGAAUCUGGGGAGGUUUCUCUUAUGAGACAUUUACAAAGUCCAGAGUCAGCCAAGGAAAGCAUGGACAUUUUAACUGAAAAACAAGAGAUUACAGAUAAAAAUACUCAGGGAAGAGAAGUCACAAGUCAAUUUAAAACUGACAAAAUUACAUUUGUUGAUACAACACCAACAAAACAGAAACAAAGUCAACAAAAGGCACAAAGGACAGCUGUUAGUCACGAAAAGACUCAAAAAACAUUGGUAGGAGAAGAUGCUAAAACAGAGGUAGACCAUUCACCAAGGCACGAGGAAGUUAGAAAUGAUAGUAUGUCCUUAAAGAAACCAGACUCUCUAAAAGACCAAGGACAGGUUACAGUUGAAUGCAUUCAGUCUAAAACAGAAACAAUUAAGGACUUUUUUCAUAGUGUUACUCCAGAUGUAGAAACAAAGCAGGAACAAAUCGAAAGAAAGGCUUCAAGGACACCUGUAAUGGAUGUUGCAUAUGAAAAACCAUUGAUUGUGAAAGAACAAGAUAUUCGAUUAGACACUCUGCAUAAGUAUAUUUCCCCUGUCAAUCUAGAAAAAGGCAUUACAUCAAGAAAAUGGGGGGCUUACAAGUCAGAGGAUAUUUCUUUAAAGAAGGAUGAAUCCACAAUAGAUAACAGACAGACAGAUACAGUUAGCACCAUUGAAGGAACAAAAAUUCAACACAUCGAAAGCGAAGCUGCAGUAACGUCUGCACCUGAGGUAACAUCUAAAAAAUCACUUAUAGGAGAUGACAGAACAGAAAGAUAUACCAAAACAGAAACUCUCAAAGACAGAGUCACAACAAAAGAGAAAAUAAGAACAAUGUCAGCUGAACAAGACUUUCAAGGUCAAAAAGAACAUCCAAAAACAGUCAGUGUUGAGGGCCAAGCUGCCAAACUUAUUUCCGAAGAAGGAAUGAAAGUAAAACAGAAACAACUUGAAAGACAACCCACAGUUACAACACAGUCAUUAAUUGAGCAGGGUGCUUUGGACAGACAACUGAAAUGGGCUAUACCCAAGGAAAUUAAGACAGACAUGAUAGGGAAAGACAAAAUUGUCAAAGAGAUUCAUGAAAAAGAAAAACUACAGAGAAAAGACGAACAAGAACAAAUCAAAGGAAGAAGUAAAGAAAUGUAUCAAUGCCAAGAGGUAGUUGAAGAAGUGAAGAGUUCAGAAAAAUCCAAACCUGCUACAAAAGAGUCAAAAGCUGAAAUAGAUCGACAUAGGCCCACUGCCAGAGAACCCUCAGUAACAGAUAAAACCAAGCCAAAGAUGAUUGAGAAGACUACCCCUACUGGCUACAAAACAGACUCUCCAGAAUGCGGGGAAGCUGCCACCAGGAAAUGGCAGUCAGAAGUUGAGCAGUCUUUUCUGCAAGAAGAUGUCCAAUACAUCCCUCCUCAGGAAGUUGAAACCAUAAGCAGAGAGGAAGGAGAAGCUCAUGGGCUUCAGUCCAUCAGAGAAACGAGGAUUUUGACUUUGGAACCAGAAGGGAAAGAACAGGUCUCCCCUCAAGAAUCUUCCAGAGGUAUAUAGGGAAACCUGUUGAAUGUCACUGAGCACUUUUUUUUUAUCUGAGCACCAAACAUCAUUGUGCACUUCCUCGUUAGUAUCCUCUUAAGGAUUUAUUAGAUUCAUAUCUCUUUGUCGUCAUCAUUUCAAGAGGAUAUCCAUGUCAUAUCACCCAUUUGUUUGGGCACAAACUCUAUUCUUUCUCAUCGUGAAGAACCAUCACGCUGUUGACUGAGACAGUCUCUUUUGGUUUCUUAUCACCUGAUAUCUAAACCACCAGUUUUAUGUUGUAUGUCGGGUUUUUCAUUGUUUUUUCUAAUUCUGUCUGUUGUGUCUAUUACGUUCCACUGUACCUGUGUGUGUUGAGAGAAAAUGUUCUGCACAGACGGUGAGGUGAGAUACUUUUGUGGAAAAUUCCUCCAUCUUAAAACUUAAGUCUUCAAACUUUCUAUGUUUUCAUCUUGAAUUGUGUUUCUUGUCUUUGUUUUAUUUAGUCUCUGCAUGGUUCAGUGCUCACCCCAUCAAUCUUAGUGAGGUUCUGAUUGUCAUAUAAUUUCAUU
Molecule: messenger RNA, 7343 nt
Organism: Morone saxatilis (striped sea-bass)
Lineage: Eukaryota; Metazoa; Chordata; Actinopteri; Moronidae
Product: titin-like
Exons: 3
Coding region: 406-6807 (2133 amino acids)
Source: RefSeq, a predicted model, not a curated record